Messenger RNA from Aspergillus novofumigatus IBT 16806, 1134 nucleotides. RefSeq names its product putative 26S proteasome non-ATPase regulatory subunit Nas2. Gene Ontology annotation, cellular component: nucleus; cytoplasm. Bases 89 to 817 code for a protein of 242 amino acids. The transcript is spliced from 4 exons. Gene Ontology annotation, biological process: proteasome regulatory particle assembly. The record is from RefSeq and is a predicted model, not a curated record. Gene Ontology annotation, molecular function: protein binding. NCBI's taxonomy places the organism in Eukaryota, Fungi, Ascomycota, Eurotiomycetes, Eurotiales, Aspergillaceae.
UGUCGCCCAUCAGUUAGCUCUCUUCGACUACAACCAACAACUUACCAAAUAGCACUACGAUGGUCUAACUAUACCUUGUCAUCAAGGGAUGGGAAUACCCAUGAACGAUAAUAUUCACGCCCCCACUGUACCCUCUGGACCUACGUCCGGAGGGGUUCCCCGCGACCUGUCCAAGCUGACCAUGGUGGACCUGAUGCAAGAGAAGGAACGCAUCGAAGCAGAACUGUCGGCCCUUAGCGCCGUGUUGACGUCUCAUGGCGUGAAUAUGAACACGUCCCUCACGACCUUUGAUGGUUUUCCGCGAGACGAUAUCGACGUUGCGCAGAUCCGCACGACACGAGCACGAAUAAUCCACCUGCGAACAGACCACAAAGAAGUGAUGAAGCAUCUCGAAAAGGGUCUCCAUGAGCAUUUCGCCAGUCUUCAACGUGCGCAAGCCGCCGUUGCCGCUGGCGGCAUGAACGGGACUGCAGUUCAACGAAGCAACUUGGGUGAGAGCAGUUUAUCAGAUGCUGAAAUUAUUGGGACGCCAUUUGCCAAGGUGAACAGCGUGGUGCCUGGUAGUCCUGCGGAUCAGGCUGGGUUGAAGGCCGGGGACACCAUACGAAGCUUCGGAAAUGUGAACUGGAUCAAUCACGAACGUCUAUCUAAGGUAGCACAAACAGUGCAACAGAACGAAGGACGCACAAUCGUCGUCAAGAUCGUAAGAAAGGACGGACCUGCGUCCAAUGACACUACUGAGCUGAGUUUAGAACUCAUACCACGCCGUGAUUGGGGAGGUCGUGGUUUGUUAGGUUGUCACCUUGUUCCACUGUAACAGGAGAACCGCAGGCCAGAUUGACACUGGCUCAAUGGCACUGCAGGAGGAAAUGUAAUUUCGUCAUGACCUCUGCUCGUGCCUUGCUCCUCUUCUUGUGCUCUGACGAGAAAUGCGGUAUGGCUUUUAUGAUCGAGUCGAAGGUAGGAUCAAGCAUAAAUUGGCGUUACUGUUUGUUUAGGCUGCAAGCGGAGACCUGAAAUCCGAGAAAGAAUGUAUUAAUAAUUGAUGCAUGGAACUCCAAGGUACCUUCGUGCCUAAUCUGUAAAAGAUGUAGAACAUGGACAAAUCAAGAGAGAUAAUUGGGAAAAUUGUAC